GGACCAUCCCGCUGCAGACCCUGAGCUGCCACAAUGACUACACCAGCCACAUCGUCUGCAGGUGGGCGGACACGCAGGACGCCCAGCGGUUCAUCAACGUGACUCUGCACCGCAGGCUGAAUGAGGAGCCCCCGCAGCCAGUGGCCUGCCAUCUCAGUGAUGACACGUCCUUGUCAGACCACAUUUAUCCCAGCUCUGUGCCCAGAAGAUGCGUCAUUCCCUACGACCUUUUCGUCCUUGCUGACAGAGACUACUUCUCAUUCCGACCAGACAGGCCUCUGGGUGCCCAGCUCAACAUCAAUCUGGCCCAGCAUGGGGACGAGGCCCAGCCCCGGGACCUCCAGUGCUUCUUCGACGGGGCCGCCGCGCUCAGCUGCUCCUGGGAAGUGAGGACCGAGGUGGCCAGCUCGGUCUCCUUCGCCCUCUUCUACAGGUCCAGCCCUGACGCGGGGGAGAAGCAGUGCUCCCCAGUGCUGCAGGACCAGCCCGGCAGCCCCUACAUCCUGCACCGAUGCCAGAUCCCCGUGCCCGACCCCAGGACCCACAGCCGGUACCUCGUCUCUGUUCGGCCAAAGGAGGAAGAGAAAUUUAUCAAGAGCUCAGAGAACAUCCAGAUGCCUCCCCCGAAACUCAAUGUGACCAGGAGCACAGACGGCUAUGUCCUGCUCUGGAAAGCGGAGGAAAUGAUGUACAAACACAUAGGCCACACCUUCCAGGUCCAGUACAAGAAAGACACAGCCUCAUGGGAGGACAGCAAGACAGAGUCGCUCCAGAAUGCCCACAGCAUGUCCCUGCCACGGCUGGAGCCCUCCACCAAGUACCAGGCGAGAGUGAGGGUCAAGCCCGCCCCCGGGGGCUACAACGGGGUCUGGAGCGAGUGGAGUGAGGAGCGUUCCUGGGGCACUGAGUGGGAGCUGUCCGUGUGGGUCCUGGCGCUCAUCAUGGUCUUCGCCACCCUCGUCUUGCUCCCAGCCCUGCGCUUCUGCGGCGUCUAUGGCUACAGGCUGAACCGGAAGUGGGAGGAGAAAAUCCCCAACCCCAGCAAGAGCCACCUGUUCCAGAACGGGAGUGCCGGGCUGCGUCUCCCAGACAGCACGUGGACCCUCAGCAGCAGGAGCUCCCCACCCCAGGGGCCGUGGGGCGGCCGCUUCCCUGAGCUGGAGAGGGUGUCCCCCAUAGACUGUGGGCACAGCGAGGUGUCACCUGUCACCACAAAGGACCCUAAAGAUGCCCAGGACUCACCAUCUGAGCCUGACACGACUCUCGCCCCCUCAGACCUGCCAGCCGAACGGCCCCGCAGCCCCCAGCCGGGCCUGGCUGCCCCCUCGGGCAGGCCUGAGAGCCAGGUUUCUGGCUUCGACUUCAGUGUUCCCUACCUGGGGCCACCCCACAGCCGCUCCCUGCCUGACAUGAUGGGCCUGCUGGUGGCCCCACAGAUGGACAUGGGCCAGAAGCCGCUGCCUUCAGGGUCCCUGGAGUACCUGUGUCUGCCGGCAGGCGGGCAGGUGCAGCUGGUCCCGCUGUCCCAGGCGAUGGGACAGGGCCGGGCCCAGGAUUUGGAGAAGAAGCCCAGCCCUGGGGCUGAGGGGAGCCCCUCCCUGGAGUCCGGGGCAGACCCCGUCCCUCCCGCACCUGGGCUGAUGGUGGGCGGUCAGGGUCCAAAGGACAGCCCCGCAGCUCUGCCCACUGCC
Messenger RNA from Equus quagga, 1691 nucleotides. Its product is annotated as cytokine receptor common subunit beta-like. The record is from RefSeq and is a predicted model, not a curated record. Gene Ontology annotation, biological process: cytokine-mediated signaling pathway. The annotation marks the transcript as partial. Lineage: Eukaryota; Metazoa; Chordata; Mammalia; Perissodactyla; Equidae. The transcript has 10 exons. Gene Ontology annotation, molecular function: cytokine receptor activity; protein binding. Gene Ontology annotation, cellular component: membrane; external side of plasma membrane.